This is a messenger RNA of Pygoscelis adeliae (Adelie penguin), 243 nucleotides long. Its product is annotated as serine protease inhibitor Kazal-type 6-like. Lineage: Eukaryota; Metazoa; Chordata; Aves; Sphenisciformes; Spheniscidae. The record is from RefSeq and is a predicted model, not a curated record. The transcript is spliced from 4 exons. The coding region runs from base 1 to 243 and encodes 80 amino acids. Gene Ontology annotation, molecular function: protein binding.
AUGAGGGCAACAGGUGCCUUAAUGCUUCUCAGCCUGCUGCUGCUCUCUUUCGUCUCAGAUGUGGCAGGUCAAGACAUUGAAGAGAUUUGUAAAGAGUUUGUAAACAGAAGCGUGUACUGCACGAGGGAGUCCAACCCUCACUGCGGCACGGAUGGCGUCACGUACGGAAACAAGUGUGCCUUCUGCAAGGCAGUGCUGAGGAGUGGAGGGAAAAUAAGAUUGAAGCACCUGGGGAAAUGCUGA